Magallana angulata is the source of this 751-nucleotide messenger RNA. RefSeq lists its product as uncharacterized. Gene Ontology annotation, cellular component: membrane. Bases 23 to 688 code for a protein of 221 amino acids. The transcript is spliced from 6 exons. Gene Ontology annotation, molecular function: wide pore channel activity. The record is from RefSeq and is a predicted model, not a curated record. Lineage: Eukaryota; Metazoa; Mollusca; Bivalvia; Ostreida; Ostreidae.
GUCCGAGCAACUGCAAAAGUUGAUGGACACAAUGGAGGGAUCUACAAUACUUGUUACCUUACUGAGUCUCUGUGUCGGAUUAUCCGAAGCCUGGCCUUCCGGUACAUACUCCAUGGUGGCCCCUCGUACCGGAUGUCCCUCCGGAUUUAAGGUUGGGUGGCGCUAUCAGGACAAUGAGGACGCCGGCACCCAGAACAGAAUAACAACUGACCAUCACUUCCAAGGUUUCUUUUUCAAUGACAUGAUAUCUUAUUACUGCUCCAAAACCUCCAGCUCCGGAUCUGGGUCGUGGCCUCGGGGAAACUACUGCAUCAUGAGAUAUGGUUCUCACUGUCCCUCAGGUUUUAGUUCGGGCAGUAUUUACUGGGAUGACGAAGACACCUACAAUAUCAACGGUAAGGGUGGAUAUCUACCUUCGGGGAGUUUUGACAGUGACACUCGAAUCAACUACUGCUGCAGGAGUGACGGAAGCAGCAAAUCUUACAUUUCACUCCCCCACACGGAUCCGUUCUACCUGAUGCGUUACACGUCCUCCUGCCAAAGGGUCAGUGGUAUGUCUGUUAGAGAGGAAGUCAUAGAAAUGGAUGACGAAGACACGUUGAACUCCGACUCGGUGUCCGGAAGUCAUCCAAUGGAAUCCGGAAGCGGAAAUCAUCGUCUUUACUACUGUUACUAUACCCCUUACUAAGCAAAAAUUUCUGUAAUUUUCUCUGUUUCUUUUGGAACGAUGAAUAAACCACUGCUACAUGUA